Entamoeba dispar SAW760 is the source of this 879-nucleotide messenger RNA. RefSeq names its product cell division protein kinase, putative. Gene Ontology annotation, molecular function: cyclin-dependent protein serine/threonine kinase activity; cyclin binding; ATP binding. Gene Ontology annotation, cellular component: nucleus; cyclin-dependent protein kinase holoenzyme complex; cytoplasm. The coding region runs from base 1 to 879 and encodes 292 amino acids. NCBI's taxonomy places the organism in Eukaryota, Evosea, Mastigamoebida, Endamoebidae. Gene Ontology annotation, biological process: signal transduction; regulation of gene expression; G1/S transition of mitotic cell cycle. The record is from RefSeq and is a predicted model, not a curated record. The transcript is spliced from 2 exons.
AUGUCGAAGGAGAUUAAUGAACGAUAUAAACGACUUGAAAAUUUAGGAGAAGGGACGUAUGGAGUUGUUUCGAAAGCAUUGGAUAAAAAACUGAAUCGAUAUGUUGCCAUCAAAAAAAUUAAAAUGGAUGUUACAAAUGAAGGCAUUUCAUGUUCUUCAUUAAGAGAAAUAUCAGCGUUGAGUGAUUUAAAACAUGAAAAUAUAGUAAAUUUGUUAGAGAUUUAUAAUAAUGGGAGGAGUCUUUAUCUUGUGUUUGAAUUUUGUGAUAGUGACCUUCAAAAAUUUAUAAAGAACUUUGAAGGAGAUAUUCCUUUAACAACUAUUAAGAAUAUUCUUCAACAAUUAAUCAAAGCUCUUUCAUAUUGUCAUUCUCAUAGAACAUAUCAUAGAGAUAUUAAGCCUGGAAAUGUUUUUAUGAACAAUGAUGGAACCAUUAAGUUAGGAGAUUUUGGUCUUUCAAGAGUAUUUCGUUCUGAAUCAAAACAUUUUACACCAGAAGUUAUUUCUUUAUGGUAUAGAGCACCAGAAAUUUUAUUAAAAAUGCCAUCUUAUACAUCAGCAGUAGAUAUGUGGAGUGUUGGAACAAUUUUAGGUGAAUUAAUUCUUAAAAGGCCAUUGUUUUGUGGAAAAUCUGAACAAGAACAGAUAACUCAAAUAUUUGAUUUAUUAGGUGUUCCGAAUGAAAGAAAUUGGCCAGGAGUUAAUAAGUAUUAUCAUUUUACACAUGAUCCUGACGCACCAGUUCCAAUUGAUUUUAAUUCUCACUUUUCUCGAAUUGGAAAAGAAGGAACUUCAUUAUUAAAAUCUCUUCUUAUGUAUAAUCCUGAUGAUAGAAUGUCAGCUGAAAAAGCUUUGGCACAUCCAUUCUUUAAUUGUUAA